Chenopodium quinoa (quinoa) is the source of this 1353-nucleotide messenger RNA. RefSeq names its product putative ER lumen protein-retaining receptor C28H8.4. NCBI's taxonomy places the organism in Eukaryota, Viridiplantae, Streptophyta, Magnoliopsida, Caryophyllales, Amaranthaceae. The transcript is spliced from 6 exons. Bases 90 to 917 code for a protein of 275 amino acids. The record is from RefSeq and is a predicted model, not a curated record. Gene Ontology annotation, biological process: protein retention in ER lumen. Gene Ontology annotation, cellular component: membrane. Gene Ontology annotation, molecular function: ER lumen protein retrieval receptor activity.
GUGACCCUUAACUCUCCCUUAUUAAUUCUUUCUUAUACUUUUUUUUGAACAAAACUUUGGCAAAUUCUAGUUGUUAACUCUAAGCAACAAUGGGUGACAAAAACGCAACACCGGUGGCUGUGAAGAGGAUAGGCAGAUGGGUUCGAAGCCCAUCGGUGCGAGAGCAAGUGACCAUGGGAGUGGUUGCUGCAUUUGUGUUGCUUGUUUUGAUCAAAGUUUUUGUUAAAAGCCAAACUUAUUUGUUUGUUGCAACUCAAGUUGCUCAUUCUGCUGGUAUCUUACUCUUAAUUUACAAGCUCACUAUCACAAAGACUUGUUCUGGUCUAUCAUUGAAGACUCAGGAGCUUACAGCAAUGUUCUUACUCAUGAGAAUCCUAUGUUUUUUCGGGCUCUUCCGCGAUAUACAUGUUGUUCUUGACUCCCUUACCCUUGUAUGUACUCUAUGGGUGAUCUACAUGAUGCGUUAUAAAGUAAAGAACACAUACAUGCAAGAACUUGACAGCAUGCCUUUAUAUUAUGUGUUAGUACCUUGCGCCAUUGUUGCAAUAAUCGGGCAUCCUGGAUUGCGAGCUGGCAUUAUCUUGGGGUUUUUUUUCAUGUACUAUAUUACUAUUGAAGCUGUUUCAGUGCUCCCUCAACUUCAGUUACUACAAAAGGCUAAGAUGAUUGAGCCAUUUACUGCUCACUAUGUAUUUGCAUUAGGUGUUGCAAGGUUCUUCUCAUGUGCAAAUUGGAUAAAUAUGCUUAUUGGCAGUAGGGGAGAACUCCUGACAAAAAUUGGGCAAGCACAACUUUAUAUACUGGUGGCUCUUAUCGCAGAGGUGGUGCAAACAUUCAUUUUGGCUGACUUUUGUUACUACUACGUCAAGAGUGUGAUGGCAGGAGAGCGGAUGAUGAGGCUACCUUCACUGGUCUGAGUCUAGGGUCCGUUAUCAGGGCAGAUAAUGCUGGGAGCUGCAACCAUAAACUUUGUUCUUGUAAAUGCUCAAGUUUGUUUGCUGCCUCAAUGUACACCCCUAAAUAAACAAUAAGGAAUAAGACUUGUAUGUAUGAUUUGAGUCUCAGUUCCUUCAUCAAUCAAAAACUCAAAAGUGAGCAAAUCUAUGUAAAAUACAGUACUAACCUUGCAAACAUUCAAGUGUGUUGGUUGAAGUAAAACUCAGAGGAAAAGGGUGAUAUUGCUUGAAAAAAAACAGUUUUGGGCUAAUACAUACGAGGUUCAUUUGGGCUUUGGUGCCUAAACGCUCAAAUAUACCUAAAAUUUUGGGCUAGGACUGGCCCAAUUACUGCUAAAAAUUCAGGUCUAAAACAAAUUAAAGUCAAGAGUGAUUAGCUCUAGAUUGCUAUUUUCCA